This is a messenger RNA of Synchiropus splendidus (mandarinfish), 6062 nucleotides long. It is a transcript of the gene bcl11bb, whose product is annotated as BCL11 transcription factor B b. The transcript is spliced from 4 exons. Gene Ontology annotation, cellular component: nucleus. Lineage: Eukaryota; Metazoa; Chordata; Actinopteri; Syngnathiformes; Callionymidae. The record is from RefSeq and is a predicted model, not a curated record. Gene Ontology annotation, molecular function: RNA polymerase II cis-regulatory region sequence-specific DNA binding; DNA-binding transcription factor activity. The coding region runs from base 586 to 3099 and encodes 837 amino acids. Gene Ontology annotation, biological process: positive regulation of transcription by RNA polymerase II.
ACACACUCAUCGAGGUCCUCCCUAUCGUCGUGUGAGUCAACGAGGCUCACUUACACUGCAGGAAAGUAGGAAACGUUGGACCUCUGCUUGUUGGACGAGGAGGAGGAAGAGGAGGAGGUGUCUUGUCUGCCCCCCUCCUCUCUCACCCCCACCCGCUCGCUCUCUCUCUCUCUCUCCCCGUGUGUGUCUCUCUCCAUCAGCGCGGCCACCAAAGCCAAGAGUUGCCGUUGCGCGCACCGAUGCCAAAACACGCAGGAGGAGUCAGUGCCAAAGGGUCAUUUUAGCGCACCACAGCUGAAAUGGAAGGACUGUAGGGGAUCUUAGAGUAAACAGCGACCAUUUGGCCUCCGAUGAGACAUUAACAUUAAGAAAACGAAAGGGGACUGAAGCCAAAUAGGAGCGCAUCACCGGCGGAGCGCUGCGUUCACUAAAGGUGUUGCGCUGCAGGACAUCACUGGACACUUUCGCUCAUCAAAGUUGCGAGGAGCAAACGGAGUAAAAGGAGAGCCAGAGAAGACCGACACCACGGUACAAGCCGACCUCAAGUGCCGUUCACCGGGCGAUGCCAGAGUAGAUGCCGGGGCAAUGUCCCGCCGCAAGCAGGUGAACCCGCAGCACUUAUCGUUGACGCACCGGGAGAGUGUUCACGCAGAAGCCAAUCAUGAGUCAGGGGUGGGAUCUCCAUCGCCGGAACCGUCCAACCUCAGUCCCAGGAGGGGGAUUCCUGGAGAGCAUGACCUGCUGACCUGUGGCCAGUGCCAGGCCAACUUCCCGCUUGGCGAUAUUUUAGUUUUCAUCGAGCACAAGAGACGCAUGUGUCAUGGGCCCGCGAGUGGACUGGGCUCCUUCUCCAAACCAGGGGAGAACGGCGGCCCCACCUGCAUUCCCAUAUCCCCCAGGGUGAGGGCCCUGGAGCUGGAGAGGGGGCCCAUUCCGGUGGAGGUGGGCAUCCAGGUGACCCCUGGAGGAGAAGAGGACAUGGAGAGGAGGCUAACACCAGCCAAGGGAAUCUGCCCAAAGCAAGAAAGAGGAGAUAAAGAUGAGCCAUCCAGCUACAUCUGUACCAGCUGUAAGCAGACCUUUACCAGCGCCUGGUUCCUGCUUCAGCAUGCCCAGCACAUUCAUGGCAUCCGCAUCUACCUGGACAACCACCUGGCAAACUGCUCCCUCACUCCCCGUAUGGCUCUUCCACCACCACCAGGUGCUGAUGCCCUGCCAAGAUCCCCUCUCCCAACCUUCCUCGGUGACGCCAACAACCCGUAUCACCUUCUCCGCAUGGCUGCACCACUGCUCAGGGAACACCCUCCUCCCCCUGGAUUCAUGGAAACCCGACUGCCUGCAACUCCACCAUUUGUCAGUCCUCCACCUCCUCCUAGGCCUCCUCUAGAGCGGCUGGGCCCAGAGGAGAUGGGGCUGCUGUCCCAGCACCCUAGUGCCUUUGAGAGGGUGAUGAGGAUGGCCCCCAUGGAGCCCCCGUCAAUGGAUUUUUCCCGACGUCUGAGGGAAUUAGCAGGCAACACGACCAACAAUGGGGGACCCACACCCCCCCUUUCUCCUAACCGCGUGCCACCCAUGCACCGCCUGCUCAGUCCAACACUCUUCCAGCCUGGCUCCAAGCCCCCAUCUUUUCUCACGUACGCCCCACAGCCACCCACUCCACAGGGAGCGCAUGGUUCGACAAGCCCUCCUGAUGGUCAGGGUCAGAACCAGGCCUUGGGGAAAGCCAAAUCCUGUGAGUUCUGUGGAAAGAUAUUCAAGUUCCAGAGCAACUUAAUUGUCCAUCGGCGCAGUCAUACUGGAGAGAGGCCAUACAAAUGCCAUUUAUGUGAUCACGCCUGCUCACAGGCCAGCAAGCUCAAGAGGCACAUGAAAACACAUAUGCACAACAAGUCCGGGUCCAUAGGCGGCUCUCCAGACCAGGGUAACCGAGGCGAAGGGGCAGACAGCGAAGAAAAGAGCAGGGAAGGAGAAUCACGAGGGAUUGGAGCAGAGAACGAGGAAGAGGAAGAAGAGGAGGAGGAGGAAGAGGAUGAGGAAGAGGAGGAGGAGGAAGAGCUGAGGAACGGAAGUCGGCCGGACUCAAACUUAAGCGAUGACUCCCAGGAGUUUAAUAGGAAUAGAGAAAACGGUGCUCAGCAGUCGCCUGAGGAGAAGCAUCACAGUGGGGAUCGGAUUAAUGACAGUGGGGGGGUGGGCAUCAUGCACCCAUACAACCACCUGGACAAUCAUCUUAGAAUCAACCCCAACAAAAGAGCCCUGGAGAGACAACCUAAUGGAGAUGGGGGCGACAGGGGUGGCACCGACAUGGAAAGGCAAACAGAUCGAGAGCAGAACAGAGAGAGGGAAGAGAGGGAGGACCAGAGGCCUAUGAUGAACGGCAGGAUCUCUGUGUCUGAAGCGGAAUCCUUUCCUGGCCUGUUCCAGAGGCGGCCUACCCCUAUUACAAUUUCAAGCCCCUCCAACAACAAGAGGAUCAAGAUAGAGAAGGAGCAGCUGGACCUUCCAACAACCAUACCUCUAAUCUCCCCAGAAAAUGUCUACUCUCAGCUCCUGGCUGGCUAUGCUGCUUCUCGCCACUUCAUUAGGGAACCCUUCUUAGGAUUCACAGAUUCUCGCCAGUCUCCCUUCGCCACCUCCUCCGAGCACUCCUCCUCAGAGACAGGCAGCCUCAGAUUCUCCACUCCACCUGGCGAGCUGUUAGAGGCAGGAAGCGCUUCGGGGCGUAGUGGUAGUAGCACCCCUCAUCUCCUGCGAGGGCCCGGCCCUGGAAGGCCUCCAAGCUCUAAGGACAGAAGAAAUGACACAUGUGAGUACUGCGGCAAGGUUUUCAAGAACUGCAGCAACUUGACGGUGCAUCGGCGCAGCCAUACGGGGGAGAGGCCCUACAAGUGUGACUUGUGCAGUUACGCCUGUGCCCAGAGCUCCAAGCUCACACGCCACAUGAAGACCCAUGGGCAAUUUGGAAAGGAGGUGUACCGCUGCGACAUCUGUCACAUGCCCUUCAGUGUUUACAGCACCCUGGAAAAACACAUGAAGAAGUGGCACGGUGAACACUUGAUGGCCAGCGAGGUCAAACUGGAGCAAGCGGACAGGGGUUGAACCAGCAGCGAAGACGUACCGCCUGUAUACACACUCCCAAGACACGGACUCCCAUAUGACUACUUCUUCAGCUAUGAUGCAUGGCUGGAUAAGCUCUCUCCUAAAAAUCAAAACUGAUUGACAUUAAACGGUUUUUUUCUCGUCAAAAAAACAGACACCUGGGAAAAUAAAAUAAAAGGGAAACUAUCAUGAAACGCCUGAUAUGGUGUUUCUCAGAAACAAACUCUCCAAUUUGAUCAGUUAGGAAUCCAUGGAGCCUUUCUACUGUGCAAUAAUUUCUGUAUUUAUUGGAUUUUUGUAACAAUAUUUGGCAUGUGCUGAUACAUCUUUGUGGGAUUUCAUAUGGAGUUUAAAAUGUACUAAAAUGUUUUCCUUUUUUUUAAUGCGAUAACUGGAAGUCACCCUUAAAAUAUUCUUUUUUUUUUUCCUUAAAGGAAGCUUAAUAUCCGUGAGUAAAAUUUGUGUGAAAAAAAAAAAAAGUUAGCUUUUAAAAGUGAUAAUUGUUUUCUAUAUUAAAAUGCAGCAGCGGACUACAAUCCAUUCACUCAUAUAGGCCUAAAGCACUGAAUGUCAACUUGACAAUAAAACAUCGUGCUGGAUUUUAAAUCCAACACUAUCUGAUAGACCUGAUGGGUAAUUCUUAAUUUAUUUUUCUGUCCUGUUAAACAUAGGAUUUGGGAUUAUUUCAAGAUACAGUAACUGUAUUGUUGUCCUCGUUUCAGCCAGGACAUAAAUAAAGGUUGCACUUAAUGGACAUACCAUUAGCUAAAGCUCAGUACAUUCCCAAUGUAGGAUUAAAACACCAUAUUUAAUAUGUUGAAUAAGUUAAGACUACUUGUGAUUAAUGUGAGAAAGACAAAAGUGCUUUUCUAUGAUUUUGUAAAUAUAUUCUUUUUUUUUUUCUUUAAAAAAUAUACGUUACAGUAGCCCCGUCCAUACGUGAAAUCACGAACUCAAGGACAGUUUGUCAAACAAGAGACGCUUCAUGAGAAUCAAUGUCAUAACUAGCCCUGACCCAAGCUGACUUCCUGUGUCCCCUUCCGAUUUGUAAAAUGGUUUCAAAUGAAAUUCAUGACAAUAUGUGUUAGAGCGUGUUUCCCCUCCCUCUGCAGUCCCUCUAAGCUCCGCUCCGACGCCGUCUUUUCACAGUUCACUAACUCAGAUUCAUGCAUUAGAGCGGCUUUUAAAAUAAAGCUUGUUCAUUCGCCUCACAAAGUGAUACGGAUUUAAGUUCCAGUUACAGAUUCCGAAACAGUGUGCAUGUUCGUGACUUUUGGGGAUUACGACUUUUAUUUUCUGCAUCGCUCAUCCUGAAAUGAAUCUGCUCGAGAAAGAGCGAUAUGAGUUAUGAUAAUUUUGAGCACAGCUGCACAAGGGUAUGCCUGGACGACCUUGUGUAAGGGCUAUUCUCAUGGCGCAAAAAAAAAAGAAAGAAAGAUUGAAAUGGAGAAAUAAAGAAAUGUGAGAAAGAAAUGGAAGGAGGGAGAGCAAGACCUUGACCAGAGAGAAGAGUCAUUCAAAUGAAAUUGGAAGCAUAUGAGGUGUGUGUGUGUGUGUGUUUUUUCGACCCAAAUGCACAUCGAGUAGCCACAUCCUAUAACGGACCAUCAGAGUGAGACAGUCUUGAGAGGGGAAGGAGACAGCAAAACCACAUGAAAAGAGAUUGAGAGUACAUCUUUCAUUUUCAAACCGCAAAUCAUCUUCACGUGAAAGUUUGACCUGCUGCUAUUUGGCCGUUCCGAGCACUUGGUCUGCGUCGCUUUUUUUUUUUUUUUUUUUUUCAAAGUGGGAUCCACUGGCUCUGUUCACAUUGAGAUGGAGGACGGAGUCAUUCGCAAAGAUGUUUUUUAAUGAUGUAAAGCUGGUUCUGAUGUGAGUUUGUGAAUCAGGUUUGGUGUAUUUAUUGCCACUGGGAAGAAUCGGUGACCAAAUUCUGAGGACUAACCCUAUCAAAUGCGCCAUCUAUAUGUCCUCCUCAUCAUAUCAUAGAGUUAUUCAUAAACAAUUAAAAAGCCAUCUGAAAUGUGAACUCAGCCGCGAACACAUUACCUCCAACCCUCGCCAGUUCAGGUCAAACCUUGUUGUAGCAAAGCUCUUUCAAUUCCACUUCCUCUCAUCCGUUCGCGGAUCCACAUAGCAUUGAAAUAAGUGAUAUGACUUCCUGAUCGAGGCAGAAAUGAGCCAUUCAACUUUGAAAUGUGUGACAUUCAAUUGUUCAAGGAGCAAAAUCACUUAGAUUUCAGUCUCACAAUAUGUUUACAGUGUUGAAGUCUGCCAUACAAUUUGCUAUUUGUGAGUGUUGGAAUGAUGUUAAAAGUAUUGUUUUCGCCAAUGUUUUUUAAAAUGCCAUGCAGGUGGAGGGAUUUUAUCUUCAUGUUUCUGUAUUAUUGUACACCUCUUGUUUUCAAUUGUAAACUUACAGAAACACGGCAGGUUAUUAUUUUUCUAACAGACGUGGUGCCAUUAUUGAGAAUUGAGUCUUCUCUUUCAUUCAUUUGUGUUUAAAAAGAAGUGUCCUGUUGUCAUUUUGGUUGCGCUUACGUGGAUGUAAAAUCUUUUAUUAAAAGGAGACUGAGCUCAUCCUUUAAGACGACGUUUUAAGGGUGUGGGAAUGCUUUGUCCAAAUCGAUCCUGAGAUGUUCGAGGAGUCUUUUGUUUUGUUGCCGUUAUUUUUGUUUUUCUUCCUCAUGGUUGGUUGAAGUUCUUGUGAUGGCUCUUACAACUGUCAUUUUUUUAACAAAAAAAAAAAAUCUCUUAUUUCACUAUUCACAACUUUCACUUAUGCUCUUUGUACAAAAAUAGUUUCCUUGUUCUUUUUUUAAGGGGGGAGGGGUGCAUCGUUGUGAAAAAAGUGAUUUCAGAACAGUACACGUCUGCUGUUUUGAACAUAUAUGUAUUUUUGUAAUGUGUUGAAAAAUCAAUACAAGAAAGCCAACACUUCAAUAAAUGUUGCAACUGCUCUA